CAAGGGCAGCACCGCGCAAACCUCUUUGCUCCCCUGACCAAUCCUUUCUUUUGACCCUGUGGGAUUGACAGGCAUUCAGACCUAUAGUAAUUAGAAAACCCUGAGGCCUGCCCAAAGAUCGUGGGCAGGAGGCGGUUUCUCGUUUGUUGGGGGGCCUGUACGUGUGUUUCGGGGGAUUAAGGGGUACACGGGGGCGAAGCAGAACCGGUCAUGGCAGCAGCAGAGGAGGAGGACGGGGGCCCCGAAGGGCCAAACCGCGAGCGGGGCGGGGCGGGCGCGACCUUCGAAUGUAAUAUAUGUCUGGAGACUGCUCGGGAAGCUGUGGUCAGCGUGUGUGGCCACCUGUACUGUUGGCCCUGUCUUCAUCAGUGGCUGGAGACACGGCCAGAGCGGCAAGAGUGCCCAGUGUGUAAAGCUGGGAUCAGCAGAGAAAAGGUUGUCCCCCUCUAUGGGCGAGGGAGCCAGAAGCCCCAGGAUCCCAGAUUGAAAACUCCACCCCGCCCGCAGGGCCAGCGACCAGCGCCUGAGAGCAGAGGGGGAUUCCAGCCAUUUGGCGACACUGGGGGCUUUCACUUCUCGUUUGGUGUUGGUGCUUUUCCCUUUGGCUUUUUCACCACCGUCUUCAAUACCCACGAGCCAUUUCGUCGGGGGACAGGUGUGGAUCUGGGACAGGGUCACCCGGCCUCCAGCUGGCAGGACUCCCUCUUCUUGUUUCUCGCCAUCUUCUUCUUUUUCUGGCUGCUCAGUAUUUGAGCUGUGUCUCCCUCCUGCCCACCUCCAGCCAGAGGAGAAUCAGUAUUGGGGGUCCCUGCUGACCCUUCCUUACUCCUGGACCCUCGCUGCCCCCCCCACACCCUCCAUUUCUGUCGCCUAAGGCCAACCCUGGCCACUCUCUGGGACGGUGUGGGGAGGAGGGGCGACAUCUGCGGGAUGGGAGAACCUUUGCUCUGGACGGACGGCUCCCUCAAGAGCAACGUAACUCCCAGCUCAGGGAGGCGGAGGACCGAAGAGAAGGCCCGGCCCUCCUCCCUCCCAAUGCUUUGCUUCCCCCACACUUCUUGAUUUGAUGCUGACAGGUGGGCAAGGCUCCCUCUGAUGCUCCCCGCACAUUCCCCUUGUUGAUUUAAUUUAAUUUUUCCCUCCCCAGUGUCUAAUGUGGGCUCCGAGUCUUCAGUGCUUCCUUCCCCUCACUACCUCCUUUCUUACAAAUUCAGUAAAUAAGGUGAGAUGUA
Phacochoerus africanus (Common warthog) is the source of this 1232-nucleotide messenger RNA. It is a transcript of the gene RNF5, whose product is annotated as ring finger protein 5. Gene Ontology annotation, cellular component: endoplasmic reticulum. Gene Ontology annotation, biological process: ubiquitin-dependent protein catabolic process. Gene Ontology annotation, molecular function: ubiquitin protein ligase activity; ubiquitin-like protein conjugating enzyme binding. The transcript has 6 exons. NCBI's taxonomy places the organism in Eukaryota, Metazoa, Chordata, Mammalia, Artiodactyla, Suidae. Bases 211 to 753 code for a protein of 180 amino acids. The record is from RefSeq and is a predicted model, not a curated record.